Molecule: messenger RNA, 5241 nt
Organism: Pelodiscus sinensis (Chinese soft-shelled turtle)
Lineage: Eukaryota; Metazoa; Chordata; Testudines; Trionychidae
Source: RefSeq, a predicted model, not a curated record
AUCAGGUGGGGGGAAACCGCCAUGUGCAGACACCUGGCGAAGUAGGGAGCAGCUCAGGGCUUGGCCUUUCUAGGGGGCGCUUACAGAAUAACCUCCCCCUUCCCGCUGAGCCGUCACGCUGAGGUCCUGAGGGUGGAUCGUUAAAGAUCCCUCGUCACUUCCCGCCCUAGGAGGAAGCAUGGCCUUGUGGGUAGGUACUGAGCUGGGAUGCAGAAGGUCUGACUUCAGUCCCCAGCGUUCACUCUGUCCUUGGGCAAGUCACUUUGCUGCUUGGUGCCUCAGUUUCCCCUCCACCCUCUCUCUGGCCUAUUUAGAUUGAGCGCUUCAGGGCAAGAACAUCGCCCACACAGCACCUAGAACAGUGGAGUCCUGGGGUCCGAGGGGGCCUCUUGCCACUACCAUGGUAGAAAAAAAGCAGCAUGUUAACCCCUCCAAUCCUGGCUAAAUUCCACUUCCAUGCACGACAUUCUUUCUCGCUGCACUUUCAGUUGAAUGCAAUUUUUCUACGUCUCUGGCCCUGUUCUACUGGGUUUCUGUGCACUGAGAGAGCUGCUGCAUCUCACCCCAGAGGUGGCUGCCUUUCAGUGGUGGGCAAAGUAUAUAACCAUAGCCAGUUUUGCACCUGCCCCUUUCGCAUGUGGCUAUCCCUGUGCAUUAGAACCCUGGGUAAAAUGCUACCCCCUCCCUUUUUACUACUAGGGGCGGAGGGGGAUUAAUCCGCUUUGCCCAGCACCCCACAGGGAAUUGGGAAUAAAGCUGGGAUUAGAAAACAAAAUUCCUCACUCCCAGGCUCCUGUCUGACCAUUAGGCAAAUCUGCCUCCUCACAAGAGAACCCAAGAGUCCCGACUCCCAGAAUUGUGUUUUCUGCCUUCUAGGCAGCACUCCAGGAUGGGACUGGGACCCAGAAAUCCUGCUUUAACCACUAGGCCACAAUGCUAGCUCACCUCUUAUCUCUGAGGGUUAGAGAGCACUGAGAUCCCAGAAUGGGGCAGUGCCGUUACUUUGAUGGUGCUCCGGCCUGUCCUCACCUCUCCUUAUCUUCCAGCCUGCAACGUCACCAUUCACAACCGCUGCAAGGACACCCUGCCCAACUGCACCAAGGUCAAGCAGAAGCAACAGAAAGCCGCCCUGCUGAAGAACAACUCCGCGCUGCAGAGCGUGUCCCUGCGGAACAAGACAGCCACGAGGGAGCGUCCCAACUCAGCCAUCUACCCCUCGGAGAGCUUCCGCCAGACCCUGCUGGGCUCCCGCCGGGGGCGGCCCACCCUGUCCCUCUCCAAAAGCGUCUCCACCACCAACAUUGCAGGGAACUUCAAACAUGAGUCUCCCCUGGGCCUCCGGCGCAUCCUGUCCCAGUCCACCGACUCCCUGAACAUGCGCAACCGGACGCUGUCGGUGGAGUCGCUGAUCGACGAAGGGGCCGAAUUCGUCUACAGCCAGCUGAUGAGCGACUUCGAGACGGAUGAGAAGGACUUUGAGGCCGACUCCUGGAGCCUGGCGGUCGACAACAACUACCUGCAGCAGCACAAGAAGGAGGUGAUGAAGCGCCAGGACGUCAUCUAUGAGCUGAUCCAGACGGAGCUGCACCACGUCCGCACCCUGAAGAUCAUGACCAACAUGUUCCGCAAGGGGAUGCUGGAGGACUUGCAGAUGGACCCGGCCCUGGUGCAGAGCAUGUUCCCCUGCGUGGACGAGCUGAGCGACGUCCACGACCGCUUCCUCACGCAGCUGCUGGUGGGGAGCAAGGAGUCGCUGGCCAACGGCCGCAACAAGAACAUUAGGGUCUCACUCCCUGCCCGUGUGUCCGGCCCGCAGUUCUCCGGCCACAGCGCCGAGCAGAUGAAGAAGGCCUAUGCGGAGUUCUGCAGCCGGCACACCAAGGCCGUGAAGCUCUACAAGGAGCUGUUUGCCCGGGACAAAAGGUUCCAGCAGUUCAUACGGAGGCUGACCCGCUCCUCGGUGCUGCGCCGGCACGGGGUGCAGGAGUGCAUCCUGCUGGUCACCCAGCGCAUCACCAAGUACCCCGUCCUCAUCGACCGCAUCCUGCAGAACAGCAAAGGGAACGAGGUGGAUCAGCGGGACCUGGGCAUGGCCCUGACGCUGGUCAAGGACCUGAUCUCGGCCAUCGACCUGGAGGUGCACGAGCAGGAGAAGAGCGCGCGGCUGCAGGAGAUCUACGGGCGCGUGGACGGGCGGGUCAAGGCCCAGCUACUCUGGGAGGGCUUCAGCGGCUUCUUCAGCAAGGACGAGCUGCUGCGCCGCAAGCUGGUGCACGACGGCUGCCUGCUAUGGAAGACGGCAACCGGGCGUUUCAAAGAUAUCCUGGUGCUGCUGAUGACCGACGUCCUCAUCUUCCUCCAGGAGAAGGACCAGAAAUUCACCUUCCCCGCCCUGGACAAGCCGGCGGUGAUCUCCCUGCAGAACCUGAUCGUCCGGGACAUCGCCAACCAGGAGAAGGGCAUGUUCCUGCUCAGCGGCACCCCGCCGGAGAUGUACGAGGUGCACGCCGCCUCCCGCGACGACCGCAACACCUGGAUGAAGGUCAUCCAGCAAACCGUCCGCCUGUGCCCCAGUCGCCAGGACUUCCCCCUCAUCGAGACAGAGACCGAGGCCUCCCUGCGCAAGCUGAAAGACCAGAUGGCACAGCGGGACCGAGAGAUCACCGAGCUGCUGGAGGAGAAGGUGGGGCUGUUCACGGAAAUGCUCAGUCUUCAGAGCGGCUGCGAGGACCCCCCAGCCUGCCCAGCCCCCCGCACCCUCUUCCGGGCCGAGUCACUGGAAGGGCCCCGUGGGGAGAAGCUGCUCAACGAAGCCAUCCGCGAAGUGGAGUGCUUGAAGGAUCUCUUCAUGGGAGCCGGGAGGGACUGGGACCAGAACCACCCUGCUGAUCCCGAUGGCACGGGCUCCAACAACACCACAAAUGGCGAGACCAGCAGCCUCAAUGGUGCCUCGGAGCUCUGCCUGGCCGACUCGGACUCGGGCCAGCGGGACGGGAACGGUAACCAGCUGCAGCAGAAGGUACCCCGUGAGGAGUUGAUUGACCGGCUUGCGACCCUCUAUGGCCUCCUCCAUGGCUUGCAGGUCUGUGCCAUCGAAUCUCCCUCCUCUCCCAUAUUCCCCCUGGCUGGAGGAGUCCCAACCUAUGCGCCUCAUCAGCAGGGUGGCCGGUGGGAGAAGGUGUCGCGUGCCAACUCCCGCAAGGGGGUGCUGGGGCAGCUGGCACCCAAGGCCCAGGAAAAGCAGGCCACGGAGCUGGCGCUGCUGCAGAAGCAGCACGUGCUGCUCCAGGAGGAGCUGAGCCGCUGCCGGCAGCUGUGCCAGGAGAAGGUGCAGGAGGUCGGGUCUCUGGAGGCCCGGCUGCGGGAGAGCGAGCAGGAGCGGGCCCGGCUGGAGCGCGAGGUGGAGGAGACCCGCCGGCAGGUGGUGGCGCUGCGGUCGGAAGGGGGCGUGACCGAGGGCAUGUGGAUCCGGAAGGGGGCAGAUCCUCGGAGGCGGAGCUUGCCCGCAGGAGACGCCCUGUAUUUCAGCUUCACCCCGCCCCAGGUAGGUUACCCACGAUGCACGGCGUGGGGUGCGGUGCUGUGUGCCCAAUGCUCAAGGCCUGGCACUCGGGGGGGGGGAAGCACUAACAGCCGUGUUGCCCCUGCACUGAAAUGGGAAGGUGGCCGGGAGCCUUUUCUGCGGUUUCCCUCUUCUGGAGACUCAGCAUUUGCGCCUUGUUCAUACCCUUACCCAGCACUGGCAGCUCAGAGGGGCCUUAAAAUGAGGGUGCUGGCUAGUUCUGGUGCCCAUGGUCAGUCGGUGCCCUGCCCCAGACAGCAAGUGCAGGAUCAGGGUGCAAAAAAUUCUGGGUGCAGUUUGAUUUGGGGGUGGAAAACACCCCAGCCAACGUUCCCACUGAACUUUUCCAUCCAUGUGCAGAAUAAUUUUGUGAUGUGCACCAAGGCGCAUGCGUGUGAAGCCCACAGAGGAACCAGCCACGGCCCGCGGGAGGAGCCGGGUUACUGCGACGGCCCCGAGCGGCUGCAGGAGUGCGACGAGGACUCAGAGGCGUUGUCUGAGGACGAGGACGUGGCCUGCCAUCACUCCCCGCCUUCCAGCCCUCGAGAGUUUUCAAGGAUGCAGGACAUUCCGGAGGAGGUGGAGAGCAGCCAAGAGCUCAAAGACGGGGAGGGCGGUUCCUUGGACAGUUAGAAACAGGCACCAACUCUCCGCCUGCCCGUUGCCGAGUGGCUGACGCGGUUGCUGCAGACUUCCCUGGAGCUGCAGGGGGAAGACAAGAGACUCUGGGAAAAACUGCACCAAAUAGAAACCAAAUCGUGGAGGGGGAGGAGGACCACGGCCGGACCCUGGGCUGUUUUUUUAAUCUCUUCGAGCCCCAGCUCCGUUUUUUUCCUUCCCUGGGGGAAGGGAGCCGUCUGGUUUGCCAUGCCCCUCCCCCCCUUCCCAUGAUUAAUUUAUUUAUUUUGUUUGUCGAGGCGGGAGGGGGCGGCCCCUGCUGAGGGCUUGCAUGACUUUGCCAUCCCUUGGCUGGGAGACGAUCAAACCUUGGGAGGAAGCCACGUGUCUCUGAUGUCUUCAAGCGUUCAUUUCCCCCUAGCUGGUACGGUCAGAUGCCAGCUGGAUGACACCUCCCGUCUGGGUCCAUUCUCUGUGAAGUUGCACGAAGCUCACACUAGACGUGCCUGUUCGAAAGCGCACGCAAGCCAACACUAGAGGGGCAUCCUGGUAGGCUGGGGGGGAAGGAUUUAACCCCUCGUGCUGCGCUGCCCAGCAGCAAUGCCUGGAAGGUCCAGUGGUCAAGAGGGAUGUUCUGCUGGGAAGGCCGGCAUUGAAGUGGUUAAUAAUGCAAGAUGCUGCUCGCCCCAGUUGACUCGGGAUCGUCAUUGAGCCACGACAAGUGCGAGCCACUCUGGGGAGGAGCCUGGACUGUGUGUAACAUCGGGGGAGGGAGCAAGGAACAGACUUCCUGCUCCAGCCUCACCUGUUUUCAAUACUCUCGAACAGCUGCCGGGCAGCAUCCCUUAGAGCAGGGCUACUCAACUUCGGAAGCCUCAGGGGCCACAAGGAUACUCCCCACACAUGCCAAGGGCUGCAACUUAAGUGUGGUUGCAUGUACAUGCAAAUAUAUGCAAAUUGCUUCUUUCAUACUGACAGGCAUGAAUACAAAGAUUAAGCCUUAAGCUGCAGCACUGGACCCAAACGUGGCCAGUGUGAGCCAAUCAGCCCCUCUCAAGCUC